CCAGCCGGAGGUGCCGUCCGCAGGCCCUGGAGCCCGGCCCGGCCCUUGGGAAAGUCGGCGCCGCAGCCCGAGAGCUGCCAGGCUCCCCCCUGGCCGGCGCGGAGCGCGCGGAGGACAUUCCUGGUGAUUUGAGGAGAGUCUGUAUCAUGGAAUCAAUCUCUAUGAUGGGAAGCCCUAAAAGUCUGAGUGAAACUUUUCUGCCUAAUGGCAUAAAUGGUAUCAAAGAUGCGAGGAAAGUGACUGUGGGUGUGAUUGGAAGUGGAGAUUUUGCCAAGUCUCUGACCAUUCGUCUUAUUAGAUGUGGCUAUCAUGUGGUCAUAGGAAGUAGAAAUCCCAAGUUUGCCUCUGAAUUUUUUCCUCAUGUGGUAGAUGUCACCCAUCAUGAAGAUGCUCUGACGAAAACAAAUAUAAUAUUUGUUGCUAUACACAGAGAACAUUACACCUCCCUGUGGGACCUGAGACACCUGCUUGUGGGUAAAAUCCUGAUUGAUGUGAGCAAUAACAUGAGGAUAAAUCAAUACCCCGAAUCCAAUGCUGAAUACCUGGCUUCACUAUUCCCAGAUUCCUUGAUUGUCAAAGGAUUUAAUGUAGUCUCAGCGUGGGCACUUCAGUUAGGACCUAAGGAUGCCAGCCGCCAGGUAUAUAUAUGCAGCAACAACAUCCAAGCUCGUCAACAAGUUAUUGAGCUUGCUCGCCAGCUGAAUUUCAUUCCUGUUGAUUUGGGAUCACUGUCAGCAGCCAGGGAGAUUGAAAAUUUGCCCCUACGACUGUUUACUCUCUGGAGAGGGCCAGUGGUGGUAGCCAUAAGCUUGGCCACGUUUUUCUUUCUUUAUUCCUUUGUCAGAGAUGUGAUACAUCCAUAUGCAAGAAACCAGCAGAGUGACUUCUACAAGAUUCCUAUUGAGAUUGUGAAUAAAACUUUGCCUAUCGUUGCUAUCACUUUGCUGUCCCUGGUGUACCUAGCAGGUCUCCUGGCAGCUGCCUAUCAGCUGUAUUAUGGCACCAAGUAUCGAAGAUUCCCGCCUUGGUUGGAGACCUGGUUACAGUGCAGGAAACAGCUGGGGUUACUGAGCUUUUUCUUCGCUGUUGUCCAUGUUGCCUACAGCCUCUGCUUACCCAUGAGAAGGUCAGAAAGAUACUUGUUUCUCAACAUGGCUUAUCAGCAGGUUCAUGCAAAUAUUGAAAACUCUUGGAAUGAGGAAGAGGUCUGGAGAAUUGAAAUGUAUAUCUCCUUUGGCAUAAUGAGCCUUGGCUUACUUUCCCUUCUGGCAGUCACUUCCAUCCCUUCAGUGAGCAAUGCUUUAAAUUGGAGGGAAUUCAGUUUUAUUCAGUCUACACUUGGCUAUGUGGCCUUACUCAUAAGUACAUUCCAUGUUUUGAUUUAUGGGUGGAAGCGAGCUUUUGAAGAGGAGUACUACAGGUUUUAUACACCACCAAACUUUGUUCUUGCUCUUGUUUUGCCCUCCAUUGUAAUUGUGGGUAAGAUCAUUUUACUCCUUCCGUGCAUCAACCGAAAGCUUAAAAGAAUUAAAAAGGGCUGGGAAAAGAGCCAAUUUCUAGAAGAAGGAAUUGAGGAAACACUUCCUCAACUUUCCCCAGAGAAGGUCACAGUAAUGUGAUGAUAAAUGGUGCUCACUGAUGCCAUCAUAUGAAGUUUUAUUCAUGCCAUUGUUAAAAUGCUGUGCUCUGUGUUCAGUUGUAAGUGUGUUGUCUAUUUGAAACAUGUCAAAUGAGAUAUCAAUGGAUAUAGUGAUCGUAUUUUCAAGUUAAUUUCCAUAAAUGUCAUAACUGGUCAACAUAAAAUUUGUAGCCAAUGUAUUGUUGAAAUUUAGGUAUUUAUUUUUUGCUUUGCUAAUUGUAAUAGUAUUGUGAUUUUAACUAUAUUUCAUAAUCAGGCAAACAUUUAUAGUAAAUAAUAUAGAUGUAAGGCCAAGCAUGGUGGUGGGUACCUGUAAUCCCAGCUACUUAGAUGGCAGGGAAAAGAGGAUCUGGAGAUAGAGAUCAACCCAGUUAGGGAGACUAUCUCCAAAACAACAUGUAAACUAAAGGGCUGGGACAUGGCUCAAAUGGUAGAGUCCUUAGAUGUAACAUAAUCUUAAAAAUACUUUACAAGCCAGAAUUAGGAUCUUUUAAUAUAGCUCAGUGGAUAUACCCAUAUCCUGUAACUUAAGAUUUUAAUUUUUACCCAGCUUAAGAAGUAGAAAUAUACCAUCAGACCUCAUUAAGAAAGGACACAUAACAUUAGCAUCUUGGUAAGUAUUCAUGAGAAGAUUAUUAUACUUCUCAGAAGACAGGAUUUAAAGAAAGCCAUUAAUUGUGCAAAGCCAUGUGAUUGUGUAACCAAACACAUUCUUUUAAAAACAUGAAAUUAUAUUUAAAAUUCAUUGGCGACAUAAAAUACAUAGUGAUAAUGUACUGCUCAUGACAGAUUUUGUUCUUCAUAUGUUUCAGAGCAGUUUUACUGUACAAUUCAUAUGUCGACAGGGAAAGGAUUCGGUAACAUUUCACUUUCAAAGCAGAUAUCUAAUAUAGUAGAAUACCAAUCCUGGGAUUUGUACAGCUUUUCUUAGUUGUCAAGUUUACAUAUGAGUAAUUAUUCAGCAGCUGAUCAUUAAAUUGAUCUUUAGCCAGUAACCACCAUACAUGGUGUGGAAUUUACUGAUGUUCCCCGGGCGUGUGGGGGUGGGGAGAUCAUGGUUGUUAAUACUUUACUUAUAUUAUCUAUUCUAUAUUAUCUAUUCAAGAUCUAUUCUACUUAUUACUUGCAAUAACCCCAUGAAAUAGGUAAUUGUCCAUGUUUUAUGCAUAAGGAAAUGGAGGGUAGAAAGUAAUUCAUUCAGGGUCACACCAUGAGUAAGUGCAGGGUAAGUCCAGGCAGUAAUCAUCUUGAAGCUGGGGUUUUAACUACUAGACUAUUUAACCCUGUUUUAUUUCCAUACAUUACAUUCAUAAGGUCAGUCUAGAUACUUUCUCUUUUAUACGAAGGAAUCAUUUGGGGUGGGUUAUGUGCAUCCAAUGAUGUAGGGAAAUACCCAAUCCAUAAAUUUAUUGCUUCUGGUAGGGAAGUCCUGACUUAGCUACACAGGUCUGACCUAGCGAUCUACCAGAGUCCAUAGGCCUCUCUAUGCAAGGGAGGCCUCAAUCAGAGAGGACCAUGGUGGUGUUAAUGAGUUGCUGAGGACUUGAAGACACUUUAUAGAUCUCUGUAAAAGCAGUCAUCUCCUCUUCUCUUCCUGAGAAACCCCUCUGCCACUAUAACCAUUCAUUAGAGAGCAAUUUAUACUAAUCAUGAAGGAUAUUAAAAUAAGUGGUCAAUUAUAAAUCUGAUGGAAACAUAUAAUCAUAGAAAUUAUUCAUAAAAUUUCUCAGUGCUGAAAUUCUACACGUAAAUUGCAUUCCAUUCAAGUCUCAGGAUGCCCUACAUUUUCUCCUUUUUUAUUAAAAUAGAAGGUUACAGACAAGAUACAAUCAUAUGCAUUUCUGUUCCUAAAACUAUAUCAUUUCUUGAGUUACCCAUUAACUUGAAUCCAGCUGCCCAGUGAAUGGACUUAAUUUAGUACCAUCUACCUUUCCCAUUCAAUGGCUCUGGGAAAUCACUCGUGAUUCCCUGAACUUUUCUUGUUUGGUGAAGUUUAAUAUCUUGUACUUACUGAGCUACCCAUUUUCUUUAUAUUGAUUACAUUUCUUCCCUUUUCAUUAAGACUGCGUUAUUAGUAAGUAUUCAGUAGGGUGAUAAUGAUAAAUAUACUGAUGCUAGGAAUUAGUGAAAAUAACAACAUAUCAGUACUUUCUUGUUCCUUUUAUUCUUAAGAUCACACUUUAACCAUUUAAUACUGAAAUACAAUGAAGUAGUUCUAAAUUUUAAAUGACUAGUUAGGUGUUGUAUAUAGAUAUUAAGUAGCCAAUAAUAUAUAAAACUGUCACUAUUAUAGAUAAAUUGGGCAUUUGAAAAUCUGAUAAAGCAGUGCACAAAAGAUGCAAGUGUUAUUUUAAAUGGCUUUGCAUUGCUAGAAAAAAGUGGAAUAAUUUUGAAGUUUCAGAAUAAAAUGCAUUCAUUGUAAUUCUAAAUGUUUAAAUGAUUUCCUAAAAUUUUAAAUCUAUUGACUUUUGAUGGUCUUACUGUUUCUGUGAUUAUUUUUCUUUUCAUUGUUUUUCAUAAUCACUUUUGGAUCUUUUUUUUUCUGGCCUCAGAAGAAUUAAAGUUUGCUGUUACAACAUGUGAGAAUUGUUUCUCAAGAAGUGCCCCUGCAAAAAUUAUGAGAAUGUAGGAAAUAUACCCAGGUUUGAGCCUAUGCAAAGAAUAUCAAAUAAUUUUUUCCUAUGAGGAAAAUAACCAUGAGCUGUAUUAUGCUUACAUAGCUUUUGUGUACAGUUUUCAUAUGUAUCCUCUAUUAAAAGUAUUUUAAAUCACAUUUAAAUAUGAAUAUAUUCAUACUAACGUUUAUUUUUAAAAGCAUACCUCGAAGUUUAGCACAGAUUAUCUACACGCAAGAUUUUUGUUUAACUUUUAAAGUAUGUAAAAGUCUGAGUAAAUUAUAUUUACAGAUAUUUCUCAGAGAUAAUUAUUCUCUUCCACAUAUGAGGUAGCUAAUGAGCUCCAUUGAUAAACUCCUGAUUAUAAACAUAAAAUUAGAAUAACUUUGAGUUGAUAAAGAAUUUUACUUUUAAUAUUAAUUUGAUAAUACUAAAUUAAGGUAUUUGUAGUCAUAUUAUAGUUACAUUUUAAAAAUUAUUUCUGUAAAAGUGCUUCAAGAAUAACUUCAAUUUUUAUGUUAAUCUCUUAUAUAAUAUAAUAAAAUAUUA
This is a messenger RNA of Dipodomys ordii (Ord's kangaroo rat), 4803 nucleotides long. RefSeq names its product STEAP family member 2, metalloreductase (gene Steap2). The transcript has 5 exons. NCBI's taxonomy places the organism in Eukaryota, Metazoa, Chordata, Mammalia, Rodentia, Heteromyidae. Gene Ontology annotation, molecular function: cupric reductase (NADH) activity; ferric-chelate reductase (NADPH) activity. Gene Ontology annotation, biological process: copper ion import. The record is from RefSeq and is a predicted model, not a curated record. Gene Ontology annotation, cellular component: endosome; plasma membrane. Bases 147 to 1619 code for a protein of 490 amino acids.